Molecule: messenger RNA, 1652 nt
Organism: Aspergillus fijiensis CBS 313.89
Lineage: Eukaryota; Fungi; Ascomycota; Eurotiomycetes; Eurotiales; Aspergillaceae
Exons: 2
Coding region: 237-1469 (410 amino acids)
Source: RefSeq, a predicted model, not a curated record
AUACAAUGGCGUCAUUCACCGGAAAUCGGCAAGCGAUUCCUCUUCUCGUGAGUCCAUUAACUACUUCCGAGAUCAUAGAUCACCGAGUGGCUUCCCUCACCGUUCGGGAAUUUAAAAGCAGGCUACAUGUGUCCUUUCAGCUCCCUCUCUGGCAUGUUCUCUUCUGAAGCAUUCCAACCACACCGAUUUCCUUGAUUUACCCCCAAAGCACCAGCGGCUUUAUUACCUUUUCCACAAUGGCACGAUCUCAGUUCUCUCCUCGUAUUUCUGUCCUGCUUAUGAUGGCCUUGGCCCUGACUGUCAUGGGCAUAGUUCUCCCCCCAAACUUUCCGAUGCCCGAUAGCGUUGCCGCGGCGCCACCUUGUGGGGAGGUGGUUAUCCUGGCAGGGGAAGCAAGUGGCCCAGGAAAGAAAAGGUGCAUUGGGGCUGGAUGUCCUGUCUUAUGCAGCCCACCGGUCAAAGAUCCAGGAAACAACAAGAAGUCCGAUGGCAAGGAAUCCGAUGGCAAGGAAUCCAAGGAGGCGCUGUCCGAGGACCAGGAGGCUGACAAGGACUCAAGUGACAAGGACUCAAGUGACAAGGACUCAAAUGACAAGAGCUCCAGUGGCAAGGGCUCCAGUGGCAAGGGCUCCGGUGGCAAGGACUCCAGUGGCAAGGACUCCAGUGACAAGGACACCAGUGACAAGGAAGUGAGCGAGAAAGAAUCAAGUGGCAAGCAACCUAAAGGCAAACAGUCGGGAGGCAAGAAGUCGAAGGGCAAGCAGUCCGAUGCUAAUGAAGAUGGUGAGCAAUCGGUUAGCAAGCGAUCCAACGCCACGUUUGUCAGAAAUCGCAAGCAACGGAUUGCUCGGCAAGAUGAUCGCAGCCCCGCCACCAAAGAGCAAUCCGACGACAGCUCCAAUGGCGACCGAGUGACCGACGAGCCUGUCGAAAACGGCGAGGAACCAGAUGGCAGGCAAUCCAAUCGUAAGCAGACCAAUCGCAAGGGCCCCAAUAGCAAGGGUUCCAACAGCAAAAACGCCGAUGGCGAAGAUUUCAAUGGCGAGGAUUCCAAUGGCGAGGAUUCCAAGGACAACGAUUCCAAUACCAAGUCCAGUGCCAAGCAGUCGAACCGUAAACAUGCCAGCAACAAUGAGUCCGAAGAUGAGAGUAUCAAUGAAGAGGGCUCAAAUAACACGUCCGAUAGCGUGCAGUCGGAUGGCAAGCAAUCGGGCGACGAGAAUUCCAAUGAGGAUGACUCUUCCAAUGACAAGAAGCCCAGUGGCAAUGACUUUGACGACGAGGAUUCAAAUGAAGGAAGUUCCUAUGACGAGGAUUCUGAAAGCCAGCCCAAAGGCGAGCAAUCCGGUCGCAAGCAGUCAAAUCGCAAACAGUCCGGUCGCAAGCAUGGCAAAGAUGAGGAGACUUCGAGCGGGAACACUGAGGAUGAAGAGGUUUCAAUCGACGCCUCUGAGUCGUCCUCGCACUGAAUCGGACGAUGAGACCGCCCUCAGAAUGAACGUUUGAGUCGGCGUCUCGGGGACAAAGGGAUUACUAUGUGAGAGCGAACUCUGUCAUAAAGGUGGCUUAUGUUCUUAAUGGAUCAAAAUACAGUAAUGGAUUAAGGAACUGACUCGCCAAGGGUGCGGGAAGGAAGCAAUAGGAAAAGUUUU